This is a messenger RNA of Neospora caninum, 1059 nucleotides long. RefSeq lists its product as uncharacterized. The record is from RefSeq and is a predicted model, not a curated record. The coding region runs from base 1 to 1059 and encodes 352 amino acids. Lineage: Eukaryota; Apicomplexa; Conoidasida; Eucoccidiorida; Sarcocystidae. The transcript has a single exon.
AUGGAAAGGCAGCUGUUUCGCGCCGUGUGUCUGACCCUGCUCCUGGGCACCGUCCUGUCGUGCGUCGCGUCGGAAACAAGUGAACAGAAGCCUGCGGCAAAUUUCACAACCACCAUCCCGAAAGAGGGACUCGAGAGGGACGUGGAGCAAGUCUUCUACCUCGGACCUUCCAGCACGCUCCAGGUCAUCGACGAAACCGGGAAAGCCAAGUAUCUGCCGGAACCGAGCACAACCUCUGAUGAUGCUUUGUCAGAGCAGUACAGCGUGGCAUAUCGAUUUGAGAAUGGAACGUGCGACUUCACCCAGACUCUCGUGUUCAAUGAUGCAUUUCCUGGGUACACAAAACCGUUAUGGGCUCCUGACAAGUCGGGUUCUGCGGAGACUGAGGGUGCACCCUCGGGAGGGCGUGUGAGGUACACUUUUACGACUCCUCCGGAGGAAUAUCUGGGUGGGGGUUUGAGUUUUUGUGUGCGGUUCAAGACAGUGCUUGCCUCCGGGUCGGAGUCACAAACCAGCACUUCGACUACGCCGACGUCCGCGACAUCUAAUCAGGGAGAGCCACAAGAAAAGCCUCCCGAAGGGGGCCCUGAAUCUCCUCCCGAGUCUCCCCCAACUUCUCAGGGGGGUGGUCCUGUUCCGGGUGAUCAGGUACCAGGCGAACAGCAACAGGAGGCGGGUUCAGAGGAAGGUGAAAAGGUGGAAGUGGAGAUCCCCUUGCUUUCUGAGGAUGGUACCGACCCCCUCAGUGAGACAAACAGCAAGGUCUCAUCAUCUGGCCAGGAUUCUCACGUAGAGAUCCAGAACGUGGCAGAUAGUCUUAAUUCGGCUGCAGAUGCUCCAGCAGCUAACCAACCUGAAAAGGGUGGCAACAAUCUCUCAAGUGGUGCUAUUGGAGAACCCAGAGGAGCUCGCUUGAGGCGCCUCAGUGGCUCUGCAGAGGUGAACGAUGCAUUCCUGACAAUUGUAGUGCACUCAAAAGCGUGGGGCUUUGCAGACGGAAUGAUUGCAUCGUCAAUUUUUAGUCUCGCCGUGGCAGCUACUCUGCUGGCGACUUCCUAA